GUGCGGUCCACCGUGCAGGUGGUACCUCCGUCUGAAGAUACACCAUGCAGUUGGAUGCAAUGUCUGAUGAUGUACGCCGUUCAGCUAGGAAGAGACGACCACCUAAACACCUGAUUGAUGAAAACUUUGUCGGCAGUGUGGGGCCCCAACCUACCAAGAGAAAGAUGGCAUCACUUUCAGAGGAUAAAAAUGCCAUGCAAUUGGAUGCAACAUCUGAUAAUGCACAAUGUUUGGCUAAGAAGACACAGUUAAGUGAACGCCUGAGUGACAAGUGCCCUGUCAGCAGUGUGGAGCCCCAAACUACCAAGAGAAAGAUGACACCACCGUCCAAGGGUGAAAACACCACACAAUUGGAUGUAAUGUCCGAUAUCGUACAACAUUUACCGACGGAGAGGCAGCCAAGUAUGCACCUGAGUGACGAAUGCUCUGGCAGCAUUGGGGAGCCCCAACCUACCAAGAGGAAGAUGGAGCAGGUGUUCAAUCUCAUGGAGAAACAUGGACUGGAGCAGUUCUACAGACCAUUCAAAGGUCUUGGUGUUAAGGAUGAAGGGGACUUCAACAUCAAAAUCAGUGAGGAGAAUUUGAGAGAUAUAGGUUUAAGUCAGGUGGACAGGAAGCGACUUGAAAGCCUGAAGACAGAGAUACAGAGACUUGGAAUAGUUGGUGCCCCUACCAUCACAAGAUCAUUGACGUCAUUUUCUCUCAAGUAUUCAUUCCCAAAAUGUCCAGAAGCUAGAGAGUUACUUGGCAUGGAUCCAAAGAACACUGUUGAGGAUGUCAUGCUCAGAAUCCGGCAUGAGGAAAAUUUGUCCAGAAAUAUGUCUGUAUGCCUGUUCACUGCUGAUGGCAUGCCACUUAGUGAGGAUCCCUAUUUCAAUACAUGGUCGCUUGAACACAGGCAUAUUGAAAAUGGCAGUGAACUCUACGCUAUUUUCACACCAAAGGAGAACCUCAGACAACCACCCAAAUUGCCAAACCUACCAGCAGUGUAUGACACAUACAACAAUGUUGUCCGUUGCCACAUAAUGAUGAAGGGUAAGUUUGACAUCCGUGUGGACUUGGAGUCUGAUACGGUCUUAGAUGUGAAAACAAGACUUGCUGCAGAGAGUGGAAUACCAUCCCAUGUGCUACAAUUAAGAGACAUGUUUUGGGAUAUUUCCCAAACACUGAAGGACCUUGACAUUACAGAAGAAUCAGAGUUGGAAUUCUACUUGUCAUCUUUUGGUGAGGAGUAUCCAAGCUACAAUGAAUUCUUCACAAAUGAUGUCACACCCUCAGUGCCACAAACCCUGAAGGGCAUGAGUGUCUUUUAUGCAACUUUAAAAGCCAUGGCAUGGACAAAGACAGAACAGCCGAAAAAUGUUGUGCGCUACAUCCGCAAACUCACAGGAUGUCAUCCUUUGGCUCAAAGUUUGUACCAGCUGAUCUGUGAAAAAGAAGUUGGCACCAGACUUCAGAAGAUAGCCGUAGUUGAAGGACUUUACUUUUUGUUUAGAGAGCUGCUAUCACAGUUGUCAAAGGAACAGAUCAUUGAGGACAAUGAAGUCUUUGAGGAAUCUGCUGUUUGCUGGGCUUUCCUUUCCACCGAAGGCAAGGAUGAGGACUCGCAGCAUGAAGAUUUUGAAUGGGUUUCUCUGCAUUGUGGAGAGGCAAGAGACCGUUUUAUGGAGCCAGUUCGCAUUGGAGAAAAUCCUAGGGUGUUCGAGAAAUCAUAUAUCCUACAGAGGUUCAGAGAUGACGAUGCGCUUCCCAACUGCACCUUGCAGAGUAUGGCAGAAACUGCUCACAAGAGAGCUACUGACAUUGAGAAGAUUUUGUUCAGUACUCCACUUUGGAUGAGAGGAAUUCAGAAAUGGACCGCCAAGGGUUGUGUGUCUUGUUCCAGCUUCAGCGUAAAGACAGAAAAAACACUUGCAAAAGUGAAAGAAGAAAUGACUUCAUACCCUCACUUGCAAGUAUCUCCACCUUUAACACUGAAGGAGGUUGGAGUCCAAGGGCCACUGCUGGUGUAUCUUGACAAUGACAACUUGGGUGUAUACGAAUCAAAAGACAAAUGUUCUCCCCAGAAAGUGUACAUCUUCAAUUGUCUCAGUGGAAAGGUUGAGAAUGUGGACUUGAAUGAACUUUCAAAUAAAUUAGGAGAUGUCAGGACUGACAAAGCCCUUAGGACAAGUCGGACCCCACAUGAGGCAAUAAUGGUCGUUAUGGAUGCAAGUGGCUCCAUGUCUGAAAAGUGCUGUUAUUCAGACAUCAGCAUGGACAAGAUGACAGCUGUCAAACAAUUGUUCAAUUCGUUUGCGGACAGAAGUAUGGCUUACAAUUUCCACAGUGUAAUUUCCCUGUUGAGAAUUGGUGGAAAUCCGAAAUACGAGGAAUCGGUGCAAGUUAUCCAUACAUUCACUGAAAACCUGCCAACUUUUCAGCAAUGCGUUGACAAACUACACGCUGCUGGGUUCACACCCCUUUAUGAUGCCUUACAACUAAGCGUGGAGGAACUGGACAAAGUGAAAAAGCAGUUCCCAAACUGCAGACUACGGGUCUUGUGUCUCUCCGAUGGGGAUGACAAUGGAUCAAGCAAGGCUCCUGCUUAUGUUGCUAACAGACUGAUGAAUUCCAACAUAGUUGUUGACAGCAUUAAUGUUGGCACCUCUGGCAACAGGAUUUUGAAGGCCAUCAGCCAUGCAACAGGUGGGUGUUGCUUUAAACCAACCACCAGUGCCGAGGCACUGAAGCUGUUUGAGAUGGAAACUCUGCUGUCAUUGGAGAGCAGGAAACUGAGGCCCAAACCAAGCCUUCCACUGAGGUGUAAGGAGGCCUUACUGGCUCUUUCAAAAUCUGCGGCCUACGAUAAAGAACCAACUGUCAACCUGCCUGAGAAGAUAAAGAACAAGGUGACGAUGACUAAAAAUGCUUUGAAAAAGAAGAUUCAGGAAUCAAGAAAUGGUCGCUUCUUGAAUAAAGACAAACGGAUUGUGGAGGAACUGAAAAACCUUCACUGUGACCCUCACCCUUACUGCUCUGUGUUUCCAUCAGAAACGGAUAUCUCCUUCUGGAAGAUGCUGCUUCAGGGGCCUCCUGACACCCCGUAUGAGGCUGGAGUGUUUGAGCUCUACUGCGAGUUUGGCCCAGAGUACCCCAUCAAACCCCCUCUGCUGAGAUUUGUCACCCCAGUGUAUCACUGCAAUGUGAAUAGCAUUGGGCGAAUCUGUCAUAACAUCUUUGAUCGCAACUACUCGGCCCACAUCACCAUGAGGGAAAUUGUCGACGCUGUCUAUGGCCUCCUCAUCACCCCAGAGCCUGACGACCCGCUAGACAGUGUGUUAGCCGAGCUGUACUUGUCUGAUCAUGCAAAAUACAACAAUGAGGCCAAGAAACAUACAAAACGGCAUGCAAGUAAAACUGUGGAUGACUCUGAGAAGGAAAUGGUUGGACCAGAGCUGAGCGCUGACAAAGUGCCACCGUCCAUUAUGUGUCCUCUUACCAAGAAAGUGUUUGUGGAGCCGAUCAUAACUAAAGAGGGCAUGGUCUACGAGCGUAAAGCCAUAGAAGAGCAUCUAAAAAAGAGCAACAAAGAUCCAAUUACCAACAAUCCACUUAAGAGAACGGACCUGAAGGUGGACAAGGACAUGAAAAAAAGAGUCACAGAAUAUCGCAAGCUACAAAUUUCAAUAUAAUGUGUUAAAAUACACUUUCAAUCAGGCCAUAUUAGAAAGAAGAGCUCAUUUGUAUGAAUGCUUCUUUGAUUUGAAUUUAAACUACAGUGUACACAUAUUUACAUGUCUGGCCUAACUGGUUGCUGUUUACAUGUCUGGCCUAACUGGUUGCUGUGGUUUUAAGUACUUGUUUGAAAUGUUUUUGCAAUCAGGAUGUAGCGUUUUUACUACCAGUUUGUCGUUUUUUUGCUAUCAGGAUGUAGUGUUUUUACUACCAGUUUGCAGUUUUAUGUGAUCAGGAUGUAGUGUUUUUACUACCAAUUUGCAGUGCUUUCACUGCCAGUUUGGAGUGUCUUGACAACCAAUUUGCAGUUUAUUCACUGCCUGUUGUAAUAUAUAGGCCUAUACUAAUUGCAUGUAUGCUUGAUAUCUGCAUUUGUCUCAUGCCUAUUUUGGGUGAUUAAAAUUGUCUGGUUGUAAUUUAGAACACAAUGUUCACUGUCAGUGAAAUUAUUAUUUUUUUAAAGUAUACUUCAUUAACUGUUACAAAUUAGUUAGUUAAAAUUGCCCACAAGUCUGGGACAAGACUGCCAUCCCGCCAAAGAUGGUCUGCACAGUUCCUGAGAGCCAGAGAGAAACAAAUGUUGAGGCACUAACAUGAUAAUCUUUAUGGGAUUUUAACAGAGUGUACUCACUUUUUGAGAGGUACAUUUUGAGACAUUUAUGGCUGUACUGUAUUUCAAAUUACUUUCAGUGAAUAAUAAAUUGAAGCAGCUAUAUAAGUUGUA
Messenger RNA from Engraulis encrasicolus (European anchovy), 4441 nucleotides. RefSeq lists its product as uncharacterized. Gene Ontology annotation, molecular function: ubiquitin conjugating enzyme activity. Gene Ontology annotation, cellular component: nucleus. The record is from RefSeq and is a predicted model, not a curated record. Gene Ontology annotation, biological process: protein K48-linked ubiquitination. The transcript has 28 exons. Lineage: Eukaryota; Metazoa; Chordata; Actinopteri; Clupeiformes; Engraulidae. The coding region runs from base 45 to 3674 and encodes 1209 amino acids.